AUGCUUAGCCCCGGUCCAAGCUACAUCUCUAGCCGCUCCGCCGACGUGAUACUCUCAGACGUCCGUCCGAUUAAACUCGCCUAUGAGGCCCUACAAGCCGUGAACGUCCUGUUGGACGAGCUGCUCUACACGAUUCUGAACGAGGCCCAAUCGCUGGCAACUGACAAGCUCAAGGCGUCGCUUCUGAAGGUCAUCCCAACCAAUCUGGGCAAGGAAGCUUUGUUGGAAGCCGAGGUCGAGCUUAAAGCAUAUCUGGAGCGUAACACGUCUUCAUCCACAUCUGGAAGCCGUGCUGGGGGGCCGUUUAGUCUGCAGUGGGCUUUUGAGUUGCUACGCCUCAAAUGCGAGGCCUACUCGACUAUGAAUGACUCGGAUGAGGAUGGAGAGGCGGAGAGGCGGCUAAGUGAGAGGAUGAAGGGCAGUAAUAUGUCGCCGCCACAUCCGUCGGAGGUAGCCCCGGCUGCGCUAUACCUCACUGCGAUCCUCGAGUCUAUAUGCGAGCAUGUUCUCGGCAACAUCAGCAGUGUUGCCGCGCGCGACAGCAGUCGUACUGUAGCGACUUCACAAGAUAUAUUCACUGCAUUAUGUGAAGACGAUGCAUUCUAUGGCACGUUCAAGACGCUGAAAGUCUACGAGCAAAUCGAACAGCUUUCGAAGGCUCCAAGGCCACGUCGCAGCAAGUCCUUCUCACGCGGUAGCGACCGGGCUGGGACCCCGACCUCCCGUACGCAAUCAGCCACCCAGGCGGAGUUGGCGGCACUCCGAGACGGUGCGUCGACGCCUGCACGGACGCGCAUGUCGAUGGAGUCGUUGAGGUCCAACUCAACGGCAAUGGCGGCAGCGCCUGUAGAAAGCCGGACGUCGAUGGAGCGAGGGAAGAGCAUCCGGAAGAAGUUCAUGACGCAUAGUCGGUCGUCAAGCGAGAAAGAAGCAGACAGCCGCAAUUCAAUGAGCGAAAGCGCGCGGAGCCGAGCCUCCGGGGAAUUCGAGGAGGACGAAGAACUCGCGCACGAGUUCGACGAGCUCAUGCGGUCUGGGAGCACCGUGAAGGUUUCGCUCACCCCCGACAGGCUUAGAACGAUGGAAGUCUUCAACAGGGAGCGAACCCAGCGUGCGAAACAGACGCGUGAGCCGGAGUCCCAAAUUUCGGACAAGCCAGCUGGUACGGAAGGCGACGCCCACGCGCUCCCUUCAGAGCGUCCGCGCGCACCUGCCAGUGCUGCUCGUCCUCUGCCACGCCGUGUCGACAGCAUCGUUGAAGACGAAGAGGAAUUCACCCAGGCCAGCUCCACAACCAUCACAUCCGCUACCGUGGUCACAACUGAGCCGCCCCGCAUGCGACAGGCUAGCAAGAGCUUCACGAGCAGCUCUGCCCCAUCCUCUGCUGCUGCGCGCUACCGGUCUAUCUCUAUCUCAGACUCCCCUCACCCUCGACACGAGUCGCGCAGGUCGCAGGAUCGGCUUCCCAAUGGCAUGCCCGCCAACCUCACGGCGAUCAACACUCAAAAGCCCUCCCGCCAGCCCUCCAAAAGCAACCCAACGGGCAUGCCGACGCGUACGAAGAAGGUCGCGCGGCACCGCGAGUCGUUGGAUCUAGAUGACGUGAUGAAUGGGUCGGGCGAGGAGGGAGAGGAGGAGGAGGUUCCGAUCCCGUCGCUACCACCACCACCACCAAGGACGCCCUCACGCACUGCUUCUGCCGCCCCUACGCCGAUAUCCCCUGCGAAGCCUCAGUCUCCCCACGUAUCGGCGUCGGCGCGCGAACUGAUCGCGUUCUUGGACGAGGGACCCCCUGAGGAGCCGGAGUCUCAGAGGAACUCCGUGGCGAACGCGAGUGUCAUCUCGUUUGAAUCGUCGAAGACAGCUCGGACGGGCAAGCUCUCACGCAUGAUGUCGAAGCUCACCAUUGGCAACGGGGGAUCCCAGGAGAGGCUCAACGGGCGAUACGGCGAUGACCCUCCGAAGACGCCUCGCUCACUCGGGCGCAAGCCCAGCACCAACUUUGGGCCACCGACCGCGUUCAAGUCCUCCUUGUCGUCCAAGCGGUCGUUCCCCAAUGUUGUGGUCAGUCCACCGCGCGUCGCCCCUCAUCACGGUGACGGUACUCAGACGCCGACACCACCGCAGUCAAUCUCGUCGAGCACACGCAUGGUAUCACCAUCCCCCACGAACUCCACCGCUCCCUUGAAUCCCCGGACGGUAUCUGUCGCAUCCUCGACGUCGGACGAGUCGCAUGCGCUUUCCCCUCUUCGUAAUGGUAGCGUGCGGAAAACAUGGGACGAUCACGGUUCCGAGGUGUCGAUGUCCCGUAACGGCUCGGUGAACAGCCAGAGCCAGGGGUCGAGAGUGAGUCAUCGCCUCCAGGUGGUGAACGGCGACAUGCGCGAGGACGAGCACGGUCCACUUACCGUAAAGACGAACGGGCACGUACCGAUCAUCAGCCCUGUUCCUAGGAGCAACGACGACAGAGUCGUCUCGCCUAGCACGCCACGCCGCUCUCCCAUCCCGCGCAAGCCUCCGCCUUCGCCUAACCCACAAGAAAACGGACAUGCGCCUGCGAAGGACCCAUCUCAGCGCUCCCGUAAGCCCUCGACGUCCCCUGCGCCUGCUCCUGGCAUCGCUGCGUCCGAGGUCGCCGACCUCCGUCAAUAUUUGUCGAAGGCUCAGACAGCGGACGAGUGUCGUCUGCUUGUUGACAUGUUCUUUGCGAGCCACGGUUUCCCGGCGAAGGCCCUCAGCGACGACGAAGUGCCUUCACUCCCCGAGCUCCCCCUUUUCAUGUCUCUGAGUGAGCUGGAAUCCUCAUACGUUGAGUUGUUUCUCAGCGGAGAUAGCAUAGGCUUCCCCAGCCUCGCAGACGAGACAUCCAGCGACGGGUCUUCGGCCUCAAGUAGGGACUUCCUUUCGCCUUCUUCUGAGCCCAAUGCUUCUCCUGCUCCUUUCCUUGAGACUGUCCAAGAGUAG
Molecule: messenger RNA, 2964 nt
Organism: Rhodofomes roseus
Lineage: Eukaryota; Fungi; Basidiomycota; Agaricomycetes; Polyporales; Fomitopsidaceae
Exons: 7
Coding region: 1-2964 (987 amino acids)
Molecular function (GO): protein heterodimerization activity
Source: RefSeq, a predicted model, not a curated record